This is a messenger RNA of Cottoperca gobio, 4599 nucleotides long. RefSeq names its product leucine rich repeat containing 17 (gene lrrc17). Bases 660 to 2015 code for a protein of 451 amino acids. Gene Ontology annotation, cellular component: plasma membrane. Gene Ontology annotation, molecular function: protein binding. The record is from RefSeq and is a predicted model, not a curated record. The transcript has 5 exons. NCBI's taxonomy places the organism in Eukaryota, Metazoa, Chordata, Actinopteri, Perciformes, Bovichtidae.
GCUUUACCGCUUCACUAAUUCUUCCAGCAUGUGCAGUGUUACCAUAUUAGUUGUAAAAUACUAAACAUUAUAAGAUUUUGUUACAUUUUCACUGUUGCUUUAACUCUGCUACUAACUGAUACUGUAGUAGCUGAUAAUAAUAGUUGUCCAACUUCGCUUGGAAGCUAGCUACUAGCUUGUGUUGAGUCAUUUUGGGACUAAGGCCUGUAACUAUUUUGAGUACAAUUAUAUUAAUAUGGUCAAACCUCAGUCUCUGUACAUAUUUGGAGAGGGGACUGUACUUCUUAUGGCAGCGCACAUACAAAUAUGUCAGAUGCCACCCUGCAGAAUGGCCCUCUCAGGUCAGACUGUUCUCACAACAAUCUAUAGCUCACCCUGAUUGACUUCCCUGGACCUGACAAACCAACAGCUGCAAGACAAGGAAAGAGGCUGGCCAAGUGUGCAGAGGAGGCAAGGUCACAUAGCGAGGAGCCCUUGCCCUAAAUCAGACAGUUGACGGUGUGACUGUCUUACUUAGAAUGUGUUGAGGAGGAUUCGGAGCCAUCCAGGGGAUCUAUCUUUAGCUGUGACCGGCCUCCCGUGUCCCGUCACACUAAUCUUCCGACAACAGUCUUCCAAGGUUGACCUGAUUACCGAGAGGCCUCCUCUCCUCUCCCAUCAUGCGUCUCCUCGCCACCCUCCUCCUCUUGCUGCUCCUUCGAUCAGCUGAGCCCCGGAGAGGCCCUCGAUCAGGGGCUGCGGAGAGGGGCGCCGGGGGCCGUGUGCGGGGCAGAGGCAGGGCCGGAGUGAUGAGACGUCAAACUCAGGAGUGUAAGGAAUACAUGGAGGCAGGUGAGAAGUACCUGGACUGCCAGGACAGGCAGCUGACGAACGUGAUGCAGGACUGGCCCAAAGAUAUUCACCACCUGCUGUUGGCAAGAAAUAAGAUUCAGGUUUUGAGGGACAACAUGUUCUCCCAGUUCACCCAGCUGAAGAGCCUGGACCUCCAGCAGAACGACAUCUCCAUGGUGGAGAACAGAGCGUUUAGCGGCCUCUCCCAGCUCACCACCCUGCUCCUCCAGCACAACGGGCUGAAAACAGCUGGCGAGGAGGUUCUGCUCCCUCUGCGCCGCCUCACCUACCUCCGUCUCUAUGACAACCCCUGGAGCUGCCGCUGCUCAUUGGACAGCCUGGUCAGGACCCUGCAGGUGCCUAGCAACCGCAACCUGGGCAACUACGGCAAGUGCGCGGAACCCCUGUCGCUGAGAGGCCAGAAGCUGAGGAAGCUGAGCGUGGAGUCGUUGUGUGAGGGCAACAACCAGGUGGACACCAGCCCGGGGGGCGGAGUUGGGGGGGGGCAGAUACCUCCUCCAAUCAAAGUGAAGCCUGAGGCCACAUCCACGUGCCACACCUACAUGUUCCCCAAACCUCUGCUGGACUGCAGCAACAAAGAUUUGAAUAACAUCCCGUCUGACCUGCCAGCUGACCUAGUGAAGAUGGAUCUGUCCAGAAACACCAUCAAACAUCUCAGGCCCAAACAGUUCCUGCUGUCCAAAGACCUCAAGCUUCUCAACCUUAGCAGCAACAGCCUGCACCGUAUAGACACAGCUGCAUUCGCAGGCCUGCUGUACCUCCGUGAGCUUGACCUGUCCAACAACAGCCUCCAUUACUUCCAGUACGGUGUACUGGAGGACCUCUACUUCCUACGGAAGCUCUCGCUGGAGAACAACCCCUGGAUCUGCGACUACAACAUUCACUACCUGAUCUACUGGCUCAAGCACCACCCCGGAGUCUUCUACACUGGCCUGAUCUGCUCCGAGCCACGGGAGUUCAGGGGCUGGCGUGUCGAGGAAUAUGUCAAGACCUACAACGGGGAAUGUCCCAAGGAUAGACAAAUUGGAGGGGUGGAUACAGGACAGGGAGGACCAGGGGGGACGGACAAUGAGGCAGUGGGGGAGACGGUUGAGGGGCAGGAUGAGCCUCAACACCUGAAAGAGAAUAAGCCCAAAAAGUUUGAGAUCAUCAGGCUGAGGUAGAAUGGCGGUGGAUCAGUGAACCGGUGUGGUUUAGUAUGGAGGUCAAAGUGUUGAGUGUUGGAUUAAAAUACAGGUCUGUAGAGAGGCUGAAGAAUGGAUAAUUAAAGGUAGACUCCGUGAUUUGAUGUUUAAAAGUACAAUUUGGGGAUUAAAUCCUAACCUACCCUAAGUCCUUGUUAAUAAUCAACAUUUUCCAUUUUGUGUGGAUAACAGAAAGUUUUUGGACAAUUUGGGACAUUUUCUUAAAAAAUUAUAAGUUGCAAUGUCAUAUUGCUAAAUUUACCUUUAAACAAAAGUUUAGUUUUGUUGUAUCUUUUCGCAGAACAAUCCCAACACAGUCUGUAUCAGAUCUAAUAACCCCAACAAAGAUCUCUCUUUGAAUUUCCCACACAAAGAACUGUAGGUGCUCUCUUUCUUUCUGUUUCUGUCAUUUUAAUAUUGAGUUCAGGAUAUACUUUUUUUUCUCUCUCUCUAAAAAGUAGUUUUUGGUCUUUUUUUGUAUUCAUUUGUAUUGUACCACAUUGUCAACCUGUUUUCUGGAAAUAAAAUUAGGUUUAUUUUUUCUGAAAAUUGUUUGACAGAUAUGAUGGAAGGCAAAAUUGUAGGUCGACACACUGAACUUGUUGACCCAUACUGCCACUGGUUAACAAGCAAAUAUGACGAAAAGCAGAUGUAUAAAUGCGUUACACAGUAAAUCACUGUUGUGUAUGUUUCCAGAUAUACCAACUGCAUCAUGACUGAUUAUUAUAUCUAAACGUGCCAGAUUGUAAAAAUGGCCUAAUAUUAGACGUUAACAGUGACAAUGAUGGUGGAAUUUUGUUUUGGAAAUCAACAAUUUACUCCUGAAACUGCUCACAAGUCACACAAAAGAUGCACAUGCACCCAGGAAAGGAAUUUGGAAGCCAAAGUCAAAAAAACAAGGCUACACUUGGAUUGUUCCAACAGUUGUUCCACUUAAAACUAAAUCAAUAAACAUUAAGGCAGAUUAACUGUAUCAAUUUCAGAAAUGAACAAUCAGCUACACGUCUUCCGGAUUGGUGUUUAAAUAAGGCAAACUUGGCAUUAGACACAAAUACAGAUUGUGUCCUGUAAGUCUUUGUCAGCUCAGUUACUUAAGCUUCACUGUUGUGUUGGCAGGAAUAAUUUUGGUAAAGUUCAGCAUUAAAGGUAAUUUUAAAAGUGAUUUCCUGUUUACCAGCUUGCAUGUAAAUGUGGUUAAUUGUUUCUGAGUGCAGUCACACAUGUUUUCAAUCACCACAGUAUUUAUUGUCUAAAAGCAAUGAGCAACCAACCUGCAGCUAUAGAUCAUGUGUAACCGCACAGUGCCAUCUAGUGUUCACAAUUCAGUGGACCACAGGAUGAUUUAAGGAAGACCUUCACAGCCUCUUAUAUACAUUUAUGACAAUGUAAGCUAUAAUUAUGUAGUCAAACAAAUAUUGAUAAUUCACAGUCUUUUGGCUGUUUUCAUCCGGAGCGCAGCAGCAGAGGAUCAUAGCUCGUCACAGCGGCACCACAAGAGGUACCUUGGGUGAAAUACUCAGAGUCUUAUGCGCUAUGAUGUUAUAGUCCUUCCCAGUUUUUCAAAAGUUUGGAGUGAGGCAUGAAGACAGCAUUCUGACAGCAUUCUGACUAAAUACAACACAAAGAAUCUUCAGGAUAACGUUGGUGAGGCCAGCAGGUGUGGAGGAUGCUUGGAAUAGUUACAUUUUGUUGAUAACUUGAUUUAUUUUGGCAGUGCAAAACAAAAAAACCCUAAAAAUGGCUUAUUGUAACUUUAUCCAUCUGUCUCUUAUUACGCUAUUCUGAAACAAACCCUGUCCUUGUCCUUUUAGCACCAGCUGAACAAUUACCUCUUGAGAGGUAAGCUAUAAAAAAAGUACUUUCCAAAAAUGGCCGUAACUUCCUCAAUGCAAAGGUUGUUGAGGCCAGCUUUAUUCCACAUCUUCUUUCAUCCUUCUUCUCCAACAUUCAUGAUGGACAUGUCCUUCACCCUCUUCCGCUUCCCUGUCCUAUCCACGUUUGAAUCAGCAACAUGUCUUCUUCUCUGGUGGGGUGUAAGCAGCCACCAUGGCAUUAACAGGCCGAGAGUUGGACCGGAGGAUUACUCGAGGUGUGUCGUUGCUCUCCGAGUCCUCCUGCUGGACAUUGAGUCCAUUACGAGACAGCAGCUCUCUGGCCAUCAUGGUGAAGGCUUCUUCCACAUUCUGACUCUCCUGGACACAGAGGAGGAGAUAGAGAACUUAAAAUAACAAUUUCAACCAACUCCUUUGUUUGUUUUUUACAUGCGUGAGUGCACUCAUUACCUUUGCAGAUGUUUCUAGAGCAGCCAGUAUGUCUCUCUCCUUUGACAGAUUGCAGGCUUCCUCAAACUUAACCUGACGUUCCUGCUCCAGGUCACAUUUGUUACCUGCAUGGAGACAAUCAGGAAGAAGAGAGACGCAAACACAAUACCUUAAUAUUACCUUAAUCACCCAACAGGUGUCUAUAUCACCAAAGCAAAUGCACCUUAUUUGUAUGCUAAGGAUAACAUUUCAACACACUUAAGUGGGGGAGACCAGGAAUGGUUGUAACACUUUUUGUCUCA